Acaromyces ingoldii is the source of this 1147-nucleotide messenger RNA. Its product is annotated as peptidase C15, pyroglutamyl peptidase I-like protein. Gene Ontology annotation, biological process: proteolysis. The record is from RefSeq and is a predicted model, not a curated record. The transcript is spliced from 3 exons. Bases 159 to 1100 code for a protein of 313 amino acids. Lineage: Eukaryota; Fungi; Basidiomycota; Exobasidiomycetes; Exobasidiales; Cryptobasidiaceae.
GUCCGAAAUAAUAUUCCACCGCGCCGCAUCACGUGUUCCCACGCCGGUCCCCUCACGGUACCAUUGGCUCCACCUUGGACAGCUAGCCCUGGACCGCUGUAGGAUGUGCUUCCCAGAUAGUGACCACCAUCUUCUCAGAAAGUUCAGAUCUCAGAAAGAUGGCUGAGAAGCGCGAGAGGGACAUAGAGGUCCUCAUUACUGGCUUUGGCCCAUUUCUCAAAUUUUCGGAGAAUCCAUCCUGGCUCGCGAUCAAGGAUCUGCACGACAGCUACCUCGAGCCGUUGGCGUUGCCUUGUGGCGCACAGGCAGGUACAAGAGGGCGGAUCCACAUACAGACGCUCCAGACGUCAGUCUGCUAUUCCCACGUUCUCGACCUCGUUCCACGCAUUCACCGACAAGCAAAGCCGGCAGGAAGGGUGCACCGCCCCUUUCUCGACCCUCUUGGUGAAAAGCCCGAUGAGUCAGGCCGAGGGCCGCAGGGAAACGGUCGUUCCUUUCCGGAAGGUUACAACGUUCAGCUGCCAAGCGAGGGCCGCGCAGCAUUUGACAUUGUCAUCCACGUCGGCGUAGGCCGACCAGGGAACAUCGCAAUCGAGAAGGUAGGGCAUAAGCGAGGCUACGCAAAGCCAGACGUCAAGGGCGAGCUGGCGCCGCCGGCAACGGACCAGCACAGAAAUAUGCUCCCUAGCGGACCCACCGAGGCCGAACGAGCCGAACACGACAAUUUCCUGAAAGCGGGCGUGGCGCCCACCGAAACCACUGGGACGUCGAUUGUUCGCGGAUUCGGAGAAGGGUUCGAACAAUUCCCGGAAGAGCAGGUCAACGACGUCGACGUCUCUGCCUUGGUCGACUGGUUGGUCAAGGAGAAAGGCCUCGAAAACGUUCGCGAAUCGCGAGACGCCGGUCGAUUUCUGUGCGACUUUAUUUACUAUUGCUCCCUGUCCGAAGCGCAAAGGUCAGCAAACUCCGAAGGAGAAAAAACGACGGUUCUCUUCGUUCACGUUCCCCCCACCGGCGAACCGCACGGGACAUUAGAUGCUCAAGAGACUGUCACAUCCAUCACCUCUUGGCUGGCUUCUUUCAGACAUCAUCGACGUUGAGUGGGCAUAGACUAUCGCAACUCUGCUGUGCACAAUGCUUGAACAAA